AUGCAAGCGACUCGUCAGGUGACGAAUAUCGCAUGGGAUAUUGACGAUGAAGAAUUAAAUUUUAGUGAAAAACUUCUGGUAACCGACGUUGGUGAUCUUGCUGAUUUGUCGUUUUAUGAACUUAGCGAAAAUGAAUGGAAACAAGCUGUUCGGAAAUAUCAAUCGCUAAGUUUUGAUGGUGAUGUUAAUUAUCGUGAUCGAACAGCAACAGCGAGUAUUAAUAUUGGAACAGACGCAUAUUUUGAUAACGAUACGAUCCUAGGACAGUUUGAAAGACUGUUUCAAAUGCGCGAAUUCAAACAAGAAUAUAAAGAUAACCAGGUAGAAAUCAUUGUGGGCAAUGCAAGAACUCAUACUGCCAAAUCAUAUUCAUUACAAGACUUUGGUAAAAAUGUUGACACUCGUUGUCCUGUUGAACAAAUCGAAUACGUUGAUGAAAAUGGCGUAGCAAAAGUUGUUGAUUGUUAUUUUAGAGGAGGGGAAAACAAAGAUAAAUCAAAAGGUCUAGUUGAACUAUGUAAAGAUUUAGGUGUGCAGUUACCAGCUAAAAUUAAAUUAGACGAAAUUGGUGAAAUACUUUCAAGACAUCGAGCUUUCCGAAAUACAAAUAAAGGAACGAGUACAUUUGUUCAACAGACAACACGUCCACGUCAUAGAUCAUCUUUAUCAAUUCCAUCUAUAACAUCAGUUGAAGGACAACCAUCAACAACAAAUCGAGUUUUUGGAACAUCGCCUCUAUUCUAA
Didymodactylos carnosus is the source of this 744-nucleotide messenger RNA. Lineage: Eukaryota; Metazoa; Rotifera; Eurotatoria; Philodinida; Philodinidae. The record is from the annotation of a GenBank genome assembly.